AUGACGCUCCAGCCAUCAGGCGUAGAGGUCGGUGUUCCGGUAUGGGGCUGCUCGUUAGUGUGGAGGCAUGGGCACAAGAUGUUUGCUACAGCAGUGGUGGCAGGGUAUGGGUCUGUUGAAUACAAAAAAUGGUGCUUACAAUCACCAUCUUAUUCACCACCAAAGAAGGAAAAACACGAAUACAAAUCGCCAAAGUAUGAGAAACCCAAAGAGAAAUCACCUUAUACACCACCAUUUUAUUCACCACAACCUUAUUCAUCACCGCCUUAUUCACACACACCUUAUUUAAAACCAUCUUAUUCACCACCAAAAUAUGAGAAAUCGAAAGACAAGUCACCUUCACCAAAGAAUGAAAACUCGCCUUACUAUACACCACCAGAGGAAAUCCCGCCUUACUAUGAACGAUCUUAUGGUUUGUAUCCCGCAAACACUCACCACUGA
Hibiscus syriacus is the source of this 441-nucleotide messenger RNA. Its product is annotated as early nodulin-75-like. Bases 1 to 441 code for a protein of 146 amino acids. The record is from RefSeq and is a predicted model, not a curated record. NCBI's taxonomy places the organism in Eukaryota, Viridiplantae, Streptophyta, Magnoliopsida, Malvales, Malvaceae. The transcript is spliced from 2 exons.